AUGAAACUGCUGAGCAUGUGCAAACUGAAGCAUCAGUUAUCUUCACUGACCAUGAGGUCAGUUAAUUUUGAUAUAAUGCUGUGCAACAAGGUCUGUAGAAAGCUUUUGGAACAGGUAAGAAUUCUUCUGCUACAGAUAGCAAACCCCAUCAAGAUUGCCAAGCCCCCUUGUCAGCACAGGAAAAGACACAGGGCUAUUUAAUAGUUUAUUUGAUGUAUUUUACCCCACUGUUCUGAAAUACCAUAUUCAAGGUGGCUAACAAAAUACUGAUUUAUAUUUCAUGGGUUCAGGACAAACGCUAACAUUUUAAACAGAAUAUUCCUCCUCCCUCUCCCCCUCCCGCCACCUGUCUCCACUGUCUAAAUAUUUAGUUUGGAUGUCCUAAAAAUACAAAGGAAAACAAAGUAAAAAUAAUGAAAUCCAUCCACUUCUUUGCAUUUCUUGUUACUGUUACUUCAUUUACCCCAAAACAAAGCUGACCUACAGCUCUCCACCUUCCUCUUUCAAAAAGGAAACGAAAUAAUAAUCCUUUUUAAAAAAUCAAUUCAGUUCAUAGCAAGUCCUUUUCCUAUCAGGUUGCCUGUGUAAUCAAGUUGUACUCUAUAUAUUUGAUCACUCACUUCUCUGUUUCUGAUUUGUCUUUCAGAUGGAAGGCAGAGAUCAGGUCCUCCAGGACUCACAGCAAGGUGGUAUCUGGUCUCUUUAGCAGCCUCACCUUUUUUGUGGAUGGAGUGAGUCAGGGCCCCAUUCCAGGCCAGGUGGAAAUUGUCUGCAAUUUCUGUGGCCUCUCUGCUUGGAGGACAGACCUGGGUAGACUUUGCAAACUGUCCUGGUCCCCUUAAACUAGCCUGCUGCUUCAGAUGCAGCAAGGUUGCUACCCUGUUACUACUGUUGCCAGCUCUGCAACUGGAGUGGGGUGGUGGAUGGGGUGGACAUCUUACCAUUUAUCUCAGGCAGCAAAAUGUAUUGGACCAAUACCCAUGUAGUGGACCAAUGGGUGAGUAAGUCCCACUGAAAAUUACAGUGGUGACUGUGUAAUACCAUGCCUGUAUUUUGAGGAUACAUGCUUAGGAUUGAGCUGUGAGUGUAACUUUACUCUCUAUUGUCCACUAAAAUAAAUUCAUAGUGGAAUGUAUUAUUUAGUGUUCUAGAAAGAUAAUGUUAAAUUACAAACUGGGCAGAAAACAACUGCAAAGAAAAUAGUAGCAUUUUUCAUUUGCAUAUCUCCCCCUUUAAAUGAGGCUGCAGUUAUCCCUCAAAGAAUCCAUUGAUAAAUAUUUGCCAGGAAGUGAUGCUAGUUUUCUGUGGCCAAUAUGUUUGUAUAUAUGACUGAUGAACAGAAGAUUGUAUUACUGCUGUGUUUACUGGCCAUGUGUUGUGGAUCAGUUAAGGACUUCAGAAAUGCUGUCAGUGAAAGUGCAUUCUCCAUUAGCAAAUUAGUUUAUAUGCAGCAACUUGUGACAGAGCAGUUGGAAAACUGUUACUGGUAUCCCAUGCCACAGGGCUGUCUCUGAUGCAAAAGCAUUUAUAAGCAGCUUUGAAAGGCCAGAGACAAUUCAAACAAAAAUAACUCUUCCUUGAUGGUGUGGGGUGAAAAAUUUAUGACAGAGAGCUGAAAAGAGAGAGACUUAAAGUCCUGAGAAAGAUGCCAGAGCCUGCAUUUGGUUUGCCUAUUUGUCUAAUGCUUGACAUUUCAGGCUUGACUGUAGAUAGCUGGGGGAAAUAGAUGGUUUUAUUCAACUUGAGAGAAGAUGAAAUAACUUGAGUGAAUCAAAUCACUUGAGUGAAUCUCCUAACUAACAUUAUCCAUUGGAUUAGAUUAUUUAUCCCGAUACGAUACUGUAUAAUUAAUAUAAAUCCAAAAGUUGCUUUUGUUUUCACAAAUGAUUAAAUACCCAGAAAGAAUAUUGGCAAGAUGGAGGCAACUAUUAAUCCUAGCUCAGCAAAUCCUCAGAAUGUAGCUACCUGGAACAGGAGGAAACAUUUGCUGAGAGCUUCAAUUUUGUAUCCUAUCUGAAACUUUGCAGUAAAUUGCCUAGCCAGCAUGAGAAUACUUCAGAGACUUUCCCACUGAGUGAACAGGAAAAUGGGAAGAAAUAUGGUGAAAAUUUUAAGUGAGGGAAAAGUGCAGGCCUUGGAAUAGCACAGCAGGUUUCUGAACACCUGGCUGUGUAAAAAAAAAAAUCUGUGUGGUGUUAGAGGGCAUAAUAAGCAGAAUUUAGCAAAUGCACCUGCCAAUCACCUGUUCUUGAGUAUAAGUAUAUUAAAAUAAGGAUUUGAGGCAAUAGUAAUAUUGGAAUAAGGAAAGAGUUGGCAGUUUUUUUAAACUGUAAGAAAAUCAUUCCUGACCAUUGGCCAUGUUGGCUAGGACUGAUGGGAGCUGGAAAACAACACGAUGUGGAAAAACACUGGCUGCCCACUUCUGCUGACAACUGAACAAACAACACAGUUAAAGUUGUAGCAUGCCCUCAGCUCCUUCAAAUUUUUACUUCAGUACAAUAUCUAUAGAAGAAAAAUGUGUAAAGACUCUUUAAGAGCCAAUCCUAAGAGUCCCCGGGUUGCUACAGGCCAUGUGAGUGAACAGCAAGAAACAGUUUUAUUUUUGUAGCAUUAUCCCCUCACGGGGCAAAAAAAUCAUGGGCCAAGAUGGACUACUAGCCAGGGUCAGUUCUGCAUUAAGCUGGAACCUUCAGCCAGGUAUUCUGCUAUGGGUUUUUAUCAGUAAGUUGAAAGCAAUAAAUAGUUGAAAUUAUAGAAGAAGUCAGGUGUGGUGCUGUUUUCACAAAUAUAAUAGAAAAAGACAUAGCUAGAUAUAAUCUGCUGGAUAUAGCUCACUUUCACUAUGUUUUAUAAAGUAACAUCAGUGGAAGUGUUCCAUCUGGCCUUUGCUUCAGAUAUAGAAAAUUGUCAUAUGAAAGCUGAAUGGCACCUCAAGCGGAACUAAAAGUGAGAAAAUCAGUGCAAUUUUGAUUUAUAGAAAAUAUGCUAUCAAUUAUCCAAAAUUUUACAUCAAACUUGUCCAAAAUUUUACAUGAAAAUUGCUAUUUAAUAGUAUAGUAAAAGUAUAUAAUAGUGUAAUAGCUGGUGUUCUGAAGAAUCUACAUGAAAAUACAUUUAGGUAAUAUAUCAUUCUCUGAAAUUGGCUUGACUGAAAAUAUUUCCUCUCUUCAUUAACGUCCUGGAGGACAGUAAUCAUACCGUCUUAACCUUGCCAUCCUUUAACAUAAUAGGAACAAUAUAAUGUGGGGCACUCAAUCAAGUUGGAAUACUCCACAGUUCUGCAAACAUGUUAUUAGGUUAUCAUAGUCGUGGAGAAAUGUUUUAAAUAAAAUUAUGUUAAUAGGCUAUGGCCAAUACUCAGUAUUAAAGCAAAGUGUGAUAACUGUGUUGUCACUUCUUUUAUAGCCCUAAUGUUUCUUUGUCUUGGUUUCUCGAGGAAUUUAGUGCAAACAAAACCAACAGAUUUCUGCAUUACUGUAUUCCUUGAGCCCUGCUAGCCUGCUAGAAUCCAGGACCAUUGGCUUUCUUCUUGAGUUCACAGGAGGCCAUUGUAUUUAUGCUCCAUUUGUUGACCCUGGGGCAAGUGGAAGACAUUUGAGACUAAGGACACAAUGGUGCCCUUUUACAGGUACAGAAUGUGUCUGGGCUGACAGUUGUUGUUGUUUAUAUUCCUUACUGACCCUUCACUGUAACAUAUCAGGCUGGGCUACAAAAAUGAAAAAUCCAAUAUUAAAAUCAUUUAAAACCAGGUAUAAUCAGAAGAACAGAGUGGGUCCUAAAUAUAUAUUACAAUUUGUGCUGGUAAUAGGACAGGCAUGCAACAUACACAGUCCUCAAAAAGAAUGCGUUCCAGAGUCCGUUCAACUCCUGGAACCAUUUGAAAACCAAGGCACGGCUUCUGAUUAGCUGCAGGAGCGUCCUGCAGCCAAUCGGAGGCCACAGAAGCCGCACCAGAUGUUCGGUUUCAAAAAAUCGUUUGAAAACCGGAACACUCACUUCCAAGGCAUUUGGCAACUAAGGUACGACUGUAGGAGGAAAUGGAACAGUCAGAGCACUGCCAUACCUGCCCCUUAGCACCUGCCACCUGUAGUGGUCACCUCAUUUGUCUAAUGAGAGAGCUGACCCCCCUUCCCUCUCCCUCUCCCUCUCCCUCUCCCUGUGUUUCACAAUUAUAUAGGAGGGAGGGCUGCCUCAAAACCUACAAAUCAAGGAAAUGUAGAUAAUUACACUGGGCAUGAAUUUUUUGCUGCAUGUAUGUGCACAUAAGGGGACGCAGGUGGUGCUGUGGUGUAAACCACUGAGCAUUGGGCUUGCCGAUCGGAAGGUCAGCGGUUCAAAUCCCUGUGACGGGGUGAGCUCCUGUUGUUCGGUCCCAGCUCCUGCCAACCUAGGAGUUCGAAAGCAUGUCAAAGUGCAAGUAAAUAAAUAGGUACUGCUCUGGCAGGAAGGUAAACAGCGUUUCUGUGCGCUGCUCUGGUUUCGCCACAUGACCCAGAAAAACUGUCUGUGGACAAAUGUUGGCUCCCUUGGCCAGUAAAGUGAGAGGAGCGCCGCAACCCCAGAGUCGUUCGUGACUGGACUUAACUGUCAGGGGUCCUUUACCUUUACCUUUUAUGUGCACAUAAAGCACAAGCACAAAGUGUCUCUAGUGUAUCUAGCCUAUGAAGUGUGCCUAGUGUAGAGACCUGUCAGAUCUCUUUACAGGUUCAUUCUAACACUUGCAUAAAAGUAGAGAUGCUGUUAUAAUAACUUCAGGGGCAUGUAAAAACUGUCUCAAAGAAGAAAUGAACUUUACAAACCCUGAAAAUCCAAGCUGGAGAAUUAUCUCUCAAACACCUAUUUGCAAACAGGGUUAUAGCCACAUGAUCAGGAAUUUUGAAAACACAGAAUGGUGUGUGUGUUAGGAAAGAGUCCUAUGCAUGUGUACUUGUACACAUGUAGGUUGUAGGCAGACAUUAAACUGUAUGUGUGAAUGUCUGAAGCAGAAACAGCCUGUGCUAUCUCUUCCACCCCCGUCUACACACACAUUCAUCAUAAUGUCUGCACAGGGCUUGUGUUUGAGGAGGCAAAUUUUGAACCAAAUCAAAUAGCAUUAUAAUGGCACCUAGUGAUGGAAUAUAAGCAUUGCCACAAACAUCAGUGUGAGAAAGGGAAAGCACCCAUAUGUUCCAAUUCACAGAGAAGCAAAAGUUGAAAUAAAAGCCUACACCUUAAAUUAGUCAACUUAUCAAAAAAACACAAAUCCUUGUUAACACCUCUGAUUAUGAGUAAUGCUAAAGGCGGGGGAACAAAAAUAUGUAUAAAAUACUUUAGACAGAGUUCACUUUGCAGAAAUAAAUUCACAUUGCCUACAUUUUGAUAUCAGCAGACCUCUAGUGGCUAUUAAUAUAAAUGUUGAUUUCUAUCUUUUUACUAUUUUAUGUAGGAAAGGCUGCUAAGUUUACAAGGAAAAGGAACAACUCAUUCAGAAAUAUCAUAUCGAAAGAUCAUUUCAAUAAUUACUCAUGUUGAUGUAUCUUCUGAAAUAGCUCUACACUAGCAUUAGUUAUCAUAAAGUCAUUUCCUAAGAACCGAAUUUCUAGAACAUCACCAAAGCUACAGAUGUGAAAAAUGAGAAUUCAGAACUGACCCAAAAUUUCUCAAAAGAGAUUUUUCUGGAAUGAAAAUCUGAGAAUAUUUUUGCCCCUUUCUGAAAUGGAGGACAAUUGGGGGGGGGGCUAUUAUUUGAAUAGUCUCUGCCUCUAAUACACAAUGCCUCUUAAUAAUGCAAGGCAUUGUGAGGGGUGCAAAGUGGUGGCCAGGCUACUAAAGGAAAGAAGCUGUGCCAUUGUUGUUGUGCUGCCCUUCCCCAUUAAAAUAUUGAAGAAUUCCUGCUCCCACACAGGCUAAUGGAGAAUAUUUGGUGAAACGAUACCCUCAAUUUUUCAGCUUUGGCAGGAAUAAUAGCCUUCUGGAGUGGAGAAUUAAAUCAAGCUGUCUGGGAUGAGCCCAAGCUGACAUUGGCAAGAACUGGUAGGUGCGCACAGCACAUACAUAGUGCUGUGUGUGGAUCAGGGGGCAUGUUUCCCAGUUGUUUUGCAAGUGAUUGUCCUGUUCCAUAAUUUUAUAUAAACAUUAAUAUAUCUGACCAAAGUAAAGUAUACCUAUUUCCCUGUGAUAUCAUUGAACACAACUAUCCCUCGGAGCUUUCAAAAAGCAAAAGCCUCACAUCUGUUCUGAAUGGUGUGUAUUUGUUGUUGUUUUUCUGGGUUUCUACAGUAGAAAAUGGCAGGUGA
Messenger RNA from Podarcis lilfordi (Lilford's wall lizard), 6275 nucleotides. The record is from the annotation of a GenBank genome assembly. Lineage: Eukaryota; Metazoa; Chordata; Lepidosauria; Squamata; Lacertidae.